Messenger RNA from Sitodiplosis mosellana (orange wheat blossom midge), 1465 nucleotides. RefSeq names its product thioredoxin domain-containing protein 9. The transcript has 3 exons. Gene Ontology annotation, biological process: microtubule cytoskeleton organization. The coding region runs from base 279 to 938 and encodes 219 amino acids. NCBI's taxonomy places the organism in Eukaryota, Metazoa, Arthropoda, Insecta, Diptera, Cecidomyiidae. The record is from RefSeq and is a predicted model, not a curated record. Gene Ontology annotation, cellular component: cytoplasm.
AUGCUUGGUCGCGUGCUCGGUCGCUUGGAUUGGUGUUUGUGUGUGUAGUUGUCGCAUGUAUCAAACAAAUCAUAUUUAAGCUCGUGGCCAACUUCAUGCCUGUUCGUUGCAUUGUCAAUUUUUCUCUCUCAACAUUGUGUGACUCAGUUCUCCAGUCAAACAAUAGUUUUGUUGUUGUCUACCGCUUCAGUAAGUAAGGUUUUGUGUGCAACGCUUUUCAUUCAACGUGAAAAACAACGAAAAAUUAUCGAGUCUUGUGAAAACAUAUUAAAGUCAAAAUGGAGCAGAUAAUUCAACAGCAAAUUGCAAAUGCUGCCGCUAAUAUUGAGUCACAGUUGGAUGAUCAGAUCAAUGCAAUGGAUUCAAUGACCUCCGACGAAUUGAAGACACUGAGAAAUCAACGCAUCAACGAAAUGAAGAACGAGGCCAAGAAAAAGCAAGAAUGGUUGAACAACGGCCACGGUGAAUAUGACGAAUUGUCGGGUGAAAAGGAAUUCUUUGAAGUUUCGAAAAAAUCUGCCAAUAUUAUUGCUCAUUUCUAUCGUGAUGCAACUGAACGGUGUAAAAUUGUUGAUCAUCAUCUGAAAAUCUUGGCUAAGAAGCAUAUUGAAGCGAAAUUCUGCAAAGUCAACGCGGAAAAUAGCCCAUUUUUAACGCAACGGCUACGCAUUAAAGUCAUUCCAACGAUUGCUAUUAUCAAAGACAGCAAAACAAAAGACUACAUCGUCGGUUUCACCGAUCUCGGCAACCGUGACGAUUUUAGCACUGAAAUGAUGGAAUGGAGAAUAGCUCAAUCCGGUGCCAUUGACUACAAUGGUGAUUUGCUAACACCACCAGAUCAAGCGCGCAAAGAGAAGAACUUGCUGAGACAACAAAAGAAGAAAAUUCGUGGCAGAGACAACGAUUCCGAUGACUCUGACAUCGAAUUCAGUGAUUAAUACCAAAUCACGCUCAUUUGCAUUUAUUUAAAGAGAAAAAUCAGAACAAAACGCAAUCCAAUUCCAACACCGAAAAGUAUUUUUCCAAAUUCCCUCGAAAUACUCGCUAUGCUUCAUACGAUUCAUCUCUAAUCAAGCAUACACUUGGAAAGGAAAACGGUGUUUUCCAUUUCGUCAUGUGUUUUAGUCUUUAAUAAUGUUUUUUUUUUCUUUGAAUUUUCAAGUUGUCGACGUUUGCUUUGUUUGUGAAUCCGAUUUCAUGUCCAGAUGUCGUCUGCUUCAUUCUUUUAUUUUAAAAACGUGCAUACACUGUUUCCGAUACAUGGAAUGUAUUCACUAGAUAGCUUAAUUGCGAUUUGGAGAAAAAAAAAUGGUUUUUCAAAAGAACAAAAUUGCUUUUAUUCUUCACGCAAACAAUAUUACACUUUUAUCAACAUUUAACUUAGUCUUAAGAUACACACACACAAACACAACUCGAAUGUUUUCAGAAUCAAAUAAAAAAAACUAACGAAAUAUUCUAAAGAAAA